AUGUCUGUUGAUGAAGAAGAAAUUCAAACUAUGGAUAAUUUAAUGGGGAGAGGAGAAGAAAUAAUUAAUGAAGAAUUAGUAAGCAGCAGUGAGAAGGAAGAAGAAGAAGAUAGAAUUCCUCUUAGUGUCCUGAGAGAAAACCUAAAAAUGGCCAAGCAAUUUGUGGAUCCUUUAAAGCGAAAGUCUGAGAGAAGAGAUGAUACUUUUGCACCUCCAAAUUUUGAAGGCCCCUCUAGUAAAUCCAGCGCAGAGCUCCGGUAUGAUUGGACUGCAAAAUCGUAUUUAACCAUGUACUUUGAAGAUGAGUUAUUCCAAAAAGUGUGUGAUUGCACAAAUGCAAGGUACGUUGAACUUAAAGGAGUAUCUCUUAAAUUGACUCUUAGUGAGAUUAAACAUUUUUUUGGAAUAGUUUGUUUGAUGUUCAGUCUAAAGUAUCCCAAAAUCAGAGUGUACUGGGCAAAAACCACUAAAGUUUCAGCUAUUGCAGAUACAAUGACUCGAGAUAAAUUUUUUGCUAUAAGAAGUAACCUUAAAAUCGUCAUUGAUGGCAGCAUCGCUGAAGGGCUACCUAGAGAGAAAGUGGUUGCUGUAGAUGAACAGAUGAUCCCAUUUACAGGGACUUGUAAAAUGAAGCAGUUUGUUAGAAAAAAGCCAAAUCCAGAGGGCUUAAAAAAUUUUGUUGUUGCUGCCCCUGAUGGUCUUGUCGUAGACUUUGAAUUAUAUCAAGGAAAAGAUACUUUUCCAGAAGAUUCUGUAAAACGACCUUCUGCUGUUGUUCGCCUUGGAAGGACACUAUUUCCUGGAAGUCAUGUAUACUGCGAUAGAUAUUUCACGACAAUACCACUUCUCGAAUAUAUUCGUCAACAAGAGAAAUAUUGUACUAGAACCAUUAUGAAAUUUCGUGUACCAGCGGCAGCAAAUUUAAUUUCGGAAAAAAUGAUGGCCAAGAUAGGUAGAGGCAGCUCGGAACAAAUUGUAAGACAAGAUGGCGAAAUAGUAAUUGUACAAUGGUAUGAUCUGAAAUCUGUACUUUUGGCAUCUACUGCUCGAGGAAUUCAAACUAGCGAUGAGUGUAAAAGGUGGUCUAAGAAAGACUCUAAAUACAUUCAGGUGAAAAGACCUUACGUUGUUACUAAAUACAACGAUUGUAUGGGAGUUUUGUUUAGGUUAAGACCCAAUGUCCAUUUUAAUGGACGUCAUAUUACAUGUAUCUCUCAAACCUCUCAACCCUAA
This is a messenger RNA of Anthonomus grandis grandis, 1233 nucleotides long. Its product is annotated as piggyBac transposable element-derived protein 3-like. The transcript has 3 exons. The coding region runs from base 1 to 1233 and encodes 410 amino acids. The record is from RefSeq and is a predicted model, not a curated record. Lineage: Eukaryota; Metazoa; Arthropoda; Insecta; Coleoptera; Curculionidae.